Sinocyclocheilus anshuiensis is the source of this 1217-nucleotide messenger RNA. Its product is annotated as exostosin-2-like. The record is from RefSeq and is a predicted model, not a curated record. The transcript is spliced from 6 exons. NCBI's taxonomy places the organism in Eukaryota, Metazoa, Chordata, Actinopteri, Cypriniformes, Cyprinidae. The annotation marks the transcript as partial. Gene Ontology annotation, molecular function: glycosyltransferase activity.
CAUUCUCCCUGUACAGCAGAUGGCGCCACGCGACCCGAAUUACAAGAAUAACGGAUAGGACUACGCGUGAAGGAGAGACGAUUUUUUUUUUCUGGCAGCUGUCCCUUUAGCAAAAGGAAUGUGUUGUGGGAUAGUAUACAACAUUUAAUCAACAAAUUCAUUUUGAGCAUUUACACCAUACUGGGGCAACAACUGAGAUUAUGGUUGAGGCGUGCUGAGAUUUGAGGCAGAGAAUUGGACACCGUUAAGUGGAUUUGGCUCUGGAAAGGCUCAUCAUGUGUGCAUCAGUGAAGUACGGUUCCCGGGGCCCUGCACUCAUACCCCGUAUGAAGACUAAACACCGGAUCUACUACAUCACCCUCUUCUCUGUGGUCUUACUGGGGUUGAUUGCAACGGGGAUGUUCCAGUUCUGGCCUCACUCCAUUGAAUCCUCCGCAGAAUGGAGUCUGGACCGUCGUAGUGUGCAUGAUGCUCCAUUGGUCAGGAUACCUAUGAGCAGCCCUAUUCCUGAGAGGGGUGACCUGAGCUGUCGAAUGCACACUUGCUUUGAUGUGUAUCGCUGUGGAUAUAAUCCCAAGAAUAAAAUCAAGGUGUAUAUCUAUCCUCUUCAGCGAUUUGUGGAUGAGGUGGGGGUGCCCAUCAGCAGCACUGGCCUCUCUCGAGAAUACAAUGACCUGCUGAGCGCCAUAUCGGAAAGUGAUUUUUACACUGAUGAUGUGACCAGAGCAUGUCUGUUCAUACCCUCCAUUGAUGUGUUGAAUCAGAACUCUCUGCGGAUUCGUGAAAUUGCUCAAGCACUGGCCAUGCUGCCCAGGUGGGACAAAGGCAUGAACCACCUGCUGUUCAAUAUGCUUCCUGGAGGACCCCCUGAUUACAAUACAGCUCUGGAUGUGCCCAGAGACAGAGGCCUGCUGGCUGGGGGAGGCUUCUCCACAUGGACAUACAGGCAGGGUUAUGAUGUCAGCAUCCCCGUGUAUAGCCCUUUAUCUGCUGAGGUGGACCUUCCUGAGAGGCAGCCAGGGCCCCGACGCUACUUCAUUCUGUCAUCUCAGACGGCCAUCCAUCGGGAAUACCGUGUGGAACUGGAGAGACUGAAGGAGGAGAAUGGGGAGGCCCUACUCCUCCUAGAUAAAUGCAGUAAUCUCUCUCAGGGUUUGGCAUCGGUCAGAAAGCGCUGCUAUAAAGGACAGGUCUACAACUACCCACAAAUCUUACAG